CACAAAAUAAAAAAUUGAUGGAACUGAAGAUGAAGAAGAAUAAUCAAUGCGGUCCAAGGCUUUAAAUAGCACUGCCAUUCCCGCGGCAACAACAACAACAACAGGAACAUAUAGCUGGAAACACAAACCUCUAUAAAACCCUGAACAAAACACAUACACCACUCCUCCACAUUGUACACACUUGCUCUUCGUGGUCCUUGACACUCUCAAAACAAACUCUGAUCAAUCAUUCUUUUUGUGAGCACUGGUCAAUUGAGUUGAUCAGGUCACUCUCUCAGUCAGCCAAAACGGGUCUCCCUCUGUGGUUGCUUGGCCUCGGUGCGGACCUCUUGUGGGCCGACAUGAACCGCCUCCUAGCCUUUCUCUUUCACCAGGGAGUCUUGGAUGAACAAUUCUUGCAGCUUCAGCAGCUGCAAGAUGAAAGCUCCCCAAACUUCGUCUCAGAAGUUGUCAACAUUUAUUUCCACGAGUCCGAGAAGCUUCUUAGGAAUCUCAGAGCACUCCUGAUGGAGAGGGAGUUCUCAGACUAUAAGAAAAUGGGGAUCCAUUUGAAUCAAUUCAUGGGUAGCAGCUCCAGCAUUGGUGCCAAGAGAGUCACAAAUGUUUGUGUUGCCUUUCGUGCCGCUAGUGAACAGAACAACCGUACAGGAUGCUUGCGAGCGUUGGAGAUGCUGGAGCAUGAAUAUUGCUAUCUCAAGAACAAAUUGCAUGAACUAUUCCAAAUUGAGCAGCAACGUGCUUUGGCAGCAGGAGUGAGGUACCCCGUAGUGCAAAAUCAAUAAAGCAAAGUGAAAUGUUUGAUUGAAUUUUUUUCACUAUUUUCCUUUUGAAGCCUUUCUGGUUCUGGUUUCGUGAGCCUAAUGGCAUGCUUUCUGGUUUUAGACAAACCAAGCGGUAGCCAACUUUUGUACUGGCUUGUGUAGGAAAUAGGAAAAAGGGGGGGUCACUGUCUCUGGUGUUUUGUAUUCUCUUUAUAUACGUAGUGGCACCAUGUUCUUUCUUGCAGUCUGCUUUAAUUGCUGUAAGCCUGUUCACUUUUUCUAACCAAAGUGGAUCAAAUCUAUUGAAAGUUGCUAGUGCUUUGAUUCAUAGUACCAUUCUUAGAAAUUACUUUUGGUUUGUAUUUUAGCUAGAGAAUUGGAAUGAAGAGAGUAAAGAAGAAGGAAAAGGAUGCAACUAAACUAGGAAAUCAGCAAGUGUGAAAAAAUUGUCUUGAUCAUAUAAAUAUUUAGGGUGUUUUGGAUUCAAGUUGAAAGCAUAUGUAAGCCAACGAAACUAGUAAAGGGUCACUCUCACCAUUUUCUCAUAUAAAAUUUGUGAUUUUGUGUUAAACUUAUUACAUAUGUAUAUGAACAGCAAAGCAAACAGGGACUUAAUUUCUGCUUUACCUGCGUGCGGUACAUAAUAAUUAGUACAACAGAAAACAGAGAAAUUCUCCAUUCCAAGGCAAGUUUGCUACUUUUCUGUUUUCAACCAAGAGAGAUUGUAAAACAAACAAGCUUCAAAUAAAGGGGCUGUGUAAUUUAACCCUCAUCCUAAUAUAGCUCAGUU
Molecule: messenger RNA, 1551 nt
Organism: Lotus japonicus
Lineage: Eukaryota; Viridiplantae; Streptophyta; Magnoliopsida; Fabales; Fabaceae
Product: pseudo histidine-containing phosphotransfer protein 6-like
Exons: 4
Coding region: 342-782 (146 amino acids)
Biological process (GO): phosphorelay signal transduction system; phosphorylation; cytokinin-activated signaling pathway
Cellular component (GO): cytoplasm; nucleus
Molecular function (GO): protein histidine kinase binding; histidine phosphotransfer kinase activity
Source: RefSeq, a predicted model, not a curated record